AUGAAUCCGAACUGGCAGAAUCCACAGAAUCCGUCGAACCAAAACAGCGGACAGAGUAAUGGAAUGAGCACGAAUCAAAAUAAUGUUAACCCGAUUGGUUCCUCGAUGAACCAGUUUCCCUCGCAUCAGAACAACUCGAUGCCGACCUCGUCAAUGUCGAACUCAAUGCCAAAUCACUCGAUGAAUCAAAUGAUGAACGGGAGCAACCAGUAUCGGCCACAGCAGACCAAUGUGCCUAUGCCAAUGCCUACUCCCUCGCCUAACCGAGUUAUAACGCCGAGCCCGUCGCCUGGCCCGAGUUCUUAUAAUAUCCGCUCGCCAGCUCCGGCCGGCGUGCCACCCGCCAGUUCUGGCCAGGCAAUGAGGGUGACGACGCCUAACAUGAACAGCUUUAAUCCGAAUAUGAUGGGACAGAUGACUCCGCAGAACCCACAGGGUUUCCAGGGCAACUUCGGGAACCAGCCGAAUCAGAUGAGACCGAAUAACACACAGCAACAUGUGAACACGAUGCUCCAGAGCGUGGCGAAGCCGACGAUGGUACAGAAUCAGCAAGGAGGCAUGUCGAACCAGAUGAACCAAAUGCCACCGGGCAUGCAGAACCAAAUGCGAAUGCAACAAAUGAACAUGGGCAACAUGAACAUGAUGCCGAACCAAAUGCAGAUGAAUCCAGGCAUGAUGCAUCGACCGGGUGGGCAAGUUUACGGCCAGCCGAUUGGGAUGAACAUGCCUCAGAAUAUGCGACCGAUGGCUCCGAUGAACCCGAGAAUGGCGAUGACGAACGGGAACCAUCCAAAUGAUGGAACCAUGAUGGUGCAGUCUGGCCCGAAUCAGCAAAUGCCGAACCCGAACCACAAUCCAAACGUACCGCCGAAUCAGCAACAGUUAUCGAAUCAAGCGAAUAGUACGGCAACGCAGGACCCGGAGAAGCGCAAGAUGAUACAGAACCAGUUAAUUAUUUUGAUCCACGCAGCAAAGUGUACGAAGAGAAAUGACGCUCAAGGCACCCAAUGUCAAAUUCCUCAUUGUCAGACGAUGAAAAACGUGCUCGAGCAUUUGCCCAGCUGUCAAAUGGCGAAGAACUGUCCGGUCCAGCAUUGUAGCUCGUCGAGGCACAUUAUCGCCCAUUGGAAGCAGUGUAAGAAUCAACAGUGCCAAGUCUGCCAGCCGCUCAAGCAUCCGAGCGGCGGUAACGAUCCGAAUCGAGCUGUUCAAGGAAACGCGGCUGGAAAUGCCAAUGAACAGGGUCAACGGCCACCGACUGCUGAUCAGCCCGGGCAACAACCCGCGCAAGGCGGCCAAAACAAUACCAACAACCCUAACCAAGUCGCUAACGGCAACUGGAGAGCUGACGUCAACUCAGAACUACGAGAACAUCUCGUGAAGAAGCUCGUUUCUGCUAUCUUCCCCGGCACGGAUCAAACAAAUAACUCGACGAAUGCGAAUGACGAGCGCAUUGUGAAGUUGUUUUCAUUCGCGAGACGCGUCGAGGAAGAUAUGUACAACAAAGCUACGACGAGGGAGGAUUACUAUCACAUGCUCGCCGAGAAAAUUUACAAAAUUCAAAAAGAACUCGAGCUGAAGCGAAAUCCAGCUCAAAAUCCUGCAAUUGCAGGUGGACCGAGUCAAGGCCCGAAUCAAGGAGGAAUGCCUCGUCCGCCUAAUCCGCAGUUUCCUGGCCAAAAUCAGCAAAAUCCAGGGCAGGGGCAAAACCCGGGAAUGCCACAGCAAGGAAAUCAGCAACAAGGUGGCUUCCAAAACAACCAAGGUCCAGGAAACAUGCAGCAACAGCCGAAUCAACAGCCUUCUGGUCAGCCAAGUUGGAAUCAACAGAAUCCAGGUCAGCCUGGCGCGCAAACUCCUGGCCAGAUGAACUCCGGAAAACCGGGGCAGAACUUCAUGAGUCCGAGUACGCCGAACAACCAGAAUCAAAACCAACAGAUGCCAAACUCAAAUAUGGUGAAAUCAGAGCCUGGCGUCGAGACAAAGCCCAAUGUGCAAAAUACGCAGCAAAACCCAUCUAAGUCCUUUAAUAAUCAGCAAAGUAACGCUGGAGAUGUCAAACCGCAAAUUAACACAACACAAUCCUCGUUUAAAAAUGAAAAUGGCUCGAUGAUAAAACAGGAAAAUGAAGAGAAACCGAACAUGCCCCCAGAUGCGAAACCCUGCCCGAUCAAACGCGAGGCCCAAAGCCCCGCGCCAAGCCCAAGCCCUGUUUCGAAAAAGCAGAAGGAAGAGGUCAAGGAGGAGACCGACCCCGGAACGCUAAAGAAAUGGAGCGCUCAGGAAUUGAGGGACAUGCUCAUGCCUAUUUGGAGGAAGGUUUACGAGCAUCAAGACGCCCCACCAUUUCAAAUACCAGUCGACCCAGUCGCACUCGGUAUUCCCGACUACCCUGAAGUCGUCAAGAACCCAAUGGAUUUAUCAACGAUGAAUACAAAGUUGGAAAUGGGAACUUAUGAGGAGCCUUGGGAAUUCAUCAAAGAUAUGUGGCUUAUGUUUGAGAAUGCCUGGCUUUACAAUAAGAAGAACUCACGGGUGUAUCGGAUGUGCACAAAACUUAAAGAGGAGUUUUUGCGAGCUGCAGAGCCCGCCAUGAGGAGAAAUGGCUUUUGUUGUGCCCAGUCUCUAACAUGGACCGCAUUGCCUCUUUGUUGUUUUGGCAAGACAACCUGCACUAUCAGCGUGGGAAGCUGGUACUACUGUUACGAGAGUGACGGUACGACGGGUCCAGCUAUUCCGAUGAAUGUUCCUGGUCCUCAAUUUACCGAGAAAAUCUACUACUGCGAAAAGUGUUUCGGUGAUGCCAAGGGAGACACCAUCGCAACGAGUAGUGAUCCCGACAAUCCCGCUCUCCAGCCAAAAACGAAGUUCUCAAAGAGCAAAAACGAUACGCGAGACUUUGAGCCCUUCCAGAAAUGUAAACGCUGCGGGCGAAAGAAUCACCAAAUCUGCGUCCUUUAUAAAAAGGAGAUUUGGAAGGAUUUCAUCUGCGACUUCUGCCAGGACAAUACGUCCAAGCGGCGCAAGAAGAAUCCAUUCACAGCCGAAAACUUGCCGGAAACUGAAUUGUCCAAGUUUAUCGAGGCCAAGGUCAACGGCUACGUCACUGCUAAUGACAAAAACAACGAAGCAGGACAUGUGUACAUUCGUACUGUUUUCGUGGGCAACAAGGCCGUCGAAACGCGCUCUGGCGUCCGCAAAGAGGGAGAAACAGCUGGAUACCCAAUCGCCGAAAAGUUCAAAUUCCGCGCAAAAGUCCUCUUCGCUUUCGAGCAAAUCGAAGGCGUCGAUGUCUGUUUCUUUGGCCUUCACGUGCAGGAAUACGAUGAUAAGUGCCCUUCGCCAAACCAGCGCCGCGUUUAUAUUGGAUACCUCGAUUCUGUUAAAUUCUUCCAGCCUGCUUGUCUCAGAACAGGCGUUUACCACGAACUUAUUAUGGGAUAUCUUGAAUACUGCCGAAACUUAGGAUAUGUCUGGGCCCACAUCUGGUCUUGUCCACCAUCUGAGGGAGAUGACUACAUCUUCCACUGCCACCCUCAGGAGAUGAAGAUGCCCAGAUCCAAGCGACUUUGUGAUUGGUACAGAACGAUUUUAAAUAAGGCACAAGACCGUGGCGUUAUUACCGAAUUCAAAGACAUCUAUUCACAGGCUAAAGAUGACGGCGUUGUUUGCGCUACCCAAAUGCCCUACUUCGACGGUGAUUUCUGGCCGACUGCCAUCGAGGAUCUCAUCGCAGAAGUCCUGAAAGAGCAAGCCGCUGAAGAAGCAGAAAUGGCCAAUGAUGACGGCAUGUACAGCGACAAGGCGAAAUCGAAGAAGAAGAAUCAGAAACGAAACAAAAAUAACAAAGGCGGAGGAGACUUGAUGUCCAAGUUGAACAGCCUCAUGGAGCGACACAAAGAAGUCUUUUUCGUCAUUCGUAUGCAUUCUGCCGACAGUGUACCUGCUCUCCCUGCGAUCGAGGAUCCCGACAAGGACAUGCCUUGCGACUUGAUGGACGGACGAGAUCCCUUCUUGAACAAAGCUCGAGACGAGCAUUGGGAGUUCUCGACUCUCCGAAGAACCAAGUACUCAUCCAUGUGCUUUUUGUACACCCUUCACAAUCCUGACAAUCGCUUCUCUUCCGAAACCUUCUCCUGCAACAACUGCGACGCCCGAAUCACCACACGAUUCCACUGCAAGGUCUGCAGCGACUUCGACCUCUGCGCCAAGUGCAACGAUGCUAUUGGUUCGCAACACGAACAUCAGCCGCUCGAAAAGAAGGUCGCCAACAACGGCAUCUUUGGAGGCAAUAAUGAUAACGAUUCUAUGACAUCCAACGAGAAACGAAGAGAAGGCAUCCAACAGUGCAUUCAGAACUUGGUUCAUUCUGCCAAGUGCCGAGACGCAAACUGCAACAGACCCAACUGUCAAAAGAUGAAAAAGAUCAUCGAGCAUUCUAAGCGAUGUGCUAAAAUGAAACAGAAGCAGAAGAACAACCAGCAAUGUAACAUUUGCAAACAGUUCAUCGCUCUCUGUUGCUACCACGCAAAACAUUGUGAAGAAAAGUCCUGUAAGAUCAACUACUGUGCUCAAAUCAAGCAGCGUCUUCGCAUGCAACAGGAGUCCACCCGUCGGCGACAAGAAAAACUCAUGCGUCGUCGUAUGGCUCGCCCAGAGCUCGAAGCUCCGGCUACUCCUGGACCAGCCACUCCAGGCCCACCAACUCCAUCUAUGGGUAAUCCAGGAACGCCGAAUCCAAACGUUGCCUCGAAGGGAGGCAUGCAAGGAUCAAGUAAAUUGGGUCAAAUGCAAAAUAACGGCAAACUGGGCCAGCAACAGAAUAACCCAAUGCAGCAGCAAAUGCAUCAGUACUCAAGCAGUCCGAAUAUGAUGAACCAGCGACAAAUGCAAUACCAGGGUCAAGGCGGCGCACCGACGGCAGCAAUCAAAGCCGCCAACAAGGUCGUCCAGGAAGCGAUUCAAGAAGGAAACAAGUCUAUGCGUGAUCAAUAUAAUCCUCCGCAGUCUAUGUACAACCAGAUUCCUCAACAGAAUCCCCCCUUCCGAUCUCAGGGAUAUAACAUGCCGACCUCGCAGCAACAGCAGCAAGGAACCAUGUUCAUCACCCAACGCCCGAACAACCACAAUAGCCCGAUGAACACUCAACAGCAGCCGCAACAACAUAUAGACAACACGAUCAAAAUCAUCAAGGAGUCAACUGAUCCGAAAGAUCCAAAGAUCCUCAAUGUGCUAAAACAAAAUCCGCAACAUGUUGCCCAAAUUUUCCGCGAUAUCAAUCCCAGAAAUCCUAAUCAAACGCAGAACCGAGUGAUGAUCAGCGCUCCAAACAACCCUCAAAUGCAGAAUCAGAUGAGCAACAUGCAGCCAAACAUGAUUAACGCACCUCGCCAGAUGAUGCAAAAUCAGAUGAGGAACUGGCCCCAGAACCAGGGUCCGAGGAUGAUGAUGCCUAAUCAAAUGUCGAACAACAUGGGCAACUCGCAGAUGUACCAGAUGAAUCAGAUGGGCAUGAUGCAGAGUGGAACGUUUGGGAAUCAAAUGAAUAGAGUGUCGAUGUCAAACAACGGCAUGCAACCAAACAUGAUGCAGAACAACAUGAUGAGCAACGGGCCAAUGAUGGGCAACGGAAUGGGAGGUGGAAUGGGGGCACAACAGAAUAUGAUGCGCCCCCAGCAGCCGCAGAUGAUGGCUCAGGCUCCUAGAUUUCAGCAGCCGGGCAUGAGCAGCGGUCAGUCCAUGAUGUUCAACCAGGGCGAUCCGCCGCUAGGUCAGCAGCCCAACGCUGACCCAAGCCAGUCGUAUGCCCAGACGGUUGAUGGACUGUAG
Molecule: messenger RNA, 5829 nt
Organism: Oikopleura dioica
Lineage: Eukaryota; Metazoa; Chordata; Appendicularia; Copelata; Oikopleuridae
Source: the annotation of a GenBank genome assembly